Messenger RNA from Aspergillus oryzae RIB40, 594 nucleotides. RefSeq lists its product as uncharacterized. The coding region runs from base 1 to 594 and encodes 197 amino acids. The transcript has 2 exons. The record is from RefSeq and is a predicted model, not a curated record. NCBI's taxonomy places the organism in Eukaryota, Fungi, Ascomycota, Eurotiomycetes, Eurotiales, Aspergillaceae.
AUGUUCGUAAGAACUUCGAUGAAGAGCAAGCAUUCCUGGAUAUUGAAGCGCAGUUGUCCGGCACUGCAGUCGAAGAGGACGAGGAUAGAUCGCCCUUGGAAGACGACAUGCAUCCUCCAGUUGCAUCUGGUGCAAUGUCUCGUUUCGUAUCCAAUAUCGAACUCACUAGAGGAUGAGUGGAAUCGGCGCGAUGCAGGCGCCGACGCAGUCACGCAGUACUGUGGUGUCUUUGAAGGAGGUCCACGGAGGGGCCGUCCCAAGCGUAAGGCUUCCGACUCUACUGCAUCGAAUAGUCCCAGCUCUCAGCCCCAUAAAGUGCGCCGAACCCAAAACAACGUCGAUCGAGAUGGCACACCUGAUUCUACAUGCGAUGAGCGAAUACGUGCAACCAGGGAGCACAUUCAGCAGUCGAAACAACCUCGGCAUUGCUUUCAAUGCUUUGCGGAUGCAAAGCAGCCUGAUGACAUUCGCUUUAGAAGGUUCCAUGAUAGCGGAUGUGUAACACGACACUUUGACUCCAUUCACCUAAACAAAGGAUCACUCAAAUUCGCCGGCGUUGGCGAGAUCUGGAGAAUCCAGGAGAAUCCUAACUGA